Terrapene triunguis (Three-toed box turtle) is the source of this 606-nucleotide messenger RNA. It is a transcript of the gene PABPN1, whose product is annotated as poly(A) binding protein nuclear 1. The transcript is spliced from 6 exons. Lineage: Eukaryota; Metazoa; Chordata; Testudines; Emydidae. Gene Ontology annotation, molecular function: RNA binding. The record is from RefSeq and is a predicted model, not a curated record. The coding region runs from base 43 to 579 and encodes 178 amino acids.
GCCUCUCAGGAGCUGGAGGCCAUCAAAGCCCGCGUGCGGGAGAUGGAAGAGGAGGCAGAGAAGCUGAAGGAGCUGCAGAACGAGGUGGAGAAGCAGAUGAACAUGAGCCCCCCGCCGGGCAACGCUGGCCCAGUCAUAAUGUCCUUAGAAGAAAAGAUGGAGGCAGACGCUCGGUCCAUAUACGUGGGUAAUGUGGAUUACGGGGCAACGGCCGAAGAGUUGGAGGCUCAUUUCCACGGCUGCGGGUCCGUCAACCGUGUCACCAUCCUGUGUGAUAAAUACAGUGGGCACCCCAAGGGGUUCGCCUACAUUGAGUUCUCCGACAAGGAGUCUGUGCGCACCUCCAUGGCGCUAGACGAAUCCCUGUUCAGGGGGCGACAGAUCAAGGUGAUACCCAAGCGGACCAACCGGCCCGGCAUCAGCACCACAGACCGGGGCUUUCCCCGGGCCCGGUUCCGAGGGCGCGGUUCUGGCUACACCAGCUCCCGGGCCCGGUUCUACAGUGGAUUCAGCAGCCGACCCCGCGGACGCUCAUACAGGGGCCGGGCUAGAGCAACCUCAUGGUAUUCCCCUUACUAAAAAAGUGUUUUUUGGGAAAGAAAAGAA